Molecule: messenger RNA, 3309 nt
Organism: Schistocerca americana (American grasshopper)
Lineage: Eukaryota; Metazoa; Arthropoda; Insecta; Orthoptera; Acrididae
Product: golgin subfamily A member 6-like protein 22
Exons: 3
Source: RefSeq, a predicted model, not a curated record
AUGAUAAAUGGCAUCAAUCAACUCCUGCUGUACCAGCAAGGCUCCACAACCUUUCUGGAUUAUACACUUAUGGAAAAUGAACACCGUGAAGCUAUGGGAAUACAAGAGGGCUAUGAUUUGUCACAUAAUGCAUGGAAUAUGGUCUGCACACCAUUGUCUGACAGACUGGUAGUUUUUGCUCUCAUGGUCAACACCAUAUUUGUGUUUAUUGUCACUGUCACCAAGAAGGGAACUUCCAUUAUUACUAAACAUAGACUUGUACCGUCUGCUAUUCUAGUGGUUUAUUUCACUAUACUGUUGGUGAAAGGCUGCACGGAUGUGCCAUUCUGUCGGAUGCUGGUGGGGCGAUUCAAGCAGAAUCGAAAAUCCAGGAAGCAACUGACAAAGCUCCGCACACAGCCACUGCGUCAAGCCAUUCUUAAUAAUUACAUGUGUAAGGUAAAUCCUCCCAAAACAUGGAACAAAAAGAGGGUGAUACGGGAGGCGAAGAGGAAGGAGAAGGAGAUACAUCAUUUGGUGGAGGAGAAUCAUUAUGAUGAGCUAGAAGAUGAUUGGUUUCAGGUAGUGGGAGAUGUAGCUGGAGAGGUAGAGAUAGAGGAAGAAAAAGUGAAUGCGGAAAAGGAGGAUAUGUAUGAAGAGGAAGAGGUGGAGGACACAUUAGAGGAAAAGGUAGAGGAAGAAGAAGUGGAAGAGGUAGAGGAAGGAGAAAUGGAAUAUCAAGUGGAAGAAGAAGAUGAUGAUCUCCAGCAGGAGAAGGUGGAGAAUACACAGGUAGUGGAUGAGGUCGAAACGGAGGAAAUAAAAGAGAAGGAAAGUGAGAAGGUGAAAAUGGAAGCAAUUACAGGAGACAAAGAGACAGAUGAGUACUGUUACUUACAGGAAGACAUCAACACUAGAGAACAGAAUUUAGAGACUGAUGAAGACCUGAUAAGUUUGACCCCUGUUAAGGUAAAUGCUCCCAAAACAUGGAACAAAAAGAGGGUGAUACGGGAGGCGAAGAAGAAGGAGAAGGAGAUACAUCAUUUGGUGGAGGAGAAUCAUUAUGAUGAGCUAGAAGAUGAUUGGUUUCAGGUAGUGGGAGAUGUAGCUGGAGAGGUAGAGAUAGAGGAAGAAAAAGUGAACGCGGAAAAGGAGGAUAUGUAUGAAGAGGAAGAGGUGGAGGACACAUUAGAGGAAAAGGUAGAGGAAGAAGAAGUGGAAGAGGUAGAGGAAGGAGAAAUGGAAUAUCAAGUGGAAGAAGAAGAUGAUGAUCUCCAGCAGGAGAAGGUGGAGAAUACACAGGUAGUGGAUGAGGUCGAAACGGAGGAAAUAAAAGAGAAGGAAAGUGAGAAGGUGAAAAUGGAAGAAAUUACAGGAGACAAAGAGACAGAUGAGUACUGUUACUUACAGGAAGACAUCAACACUAGAGAACAGAAUUUAGAGACUGAUGAAGACCUGAUAAGUUUGACCCCUGUUAAGGUAAAUGCUCCCAAAACAUGGAACAAAAAGAGGGUGAUACGGGAGGCGAAGAAGAAGGAGAAGGAGAUACAUCAUUUGGUGGAGGAGAAUCAUUAUGAUGAGCUAGAAGAUGAUUGGUUUCAGGUAGUGGGAGAUGUAGCUGGAGAGGUAGAGAUAGAGGAAGAAAAAGUGAACGCGGAAAAGGAGGAUAUGUAUGAAGAGGAAGAGGUGGAGGACACAUUAGAGGAAAAGGUAGAGGAAGAAGAAGUGGAAGAGGUAGAGGAAGGAGAAAUGGAAUAUCAAGUGGAAGAAGAAGAUGAUGAUCUCCAGCAGGAGAAGGUGGAGAAUACACAGGUAGUGGAUGAGGUCGACACGGAGGAAAUAAAAGAGAAGGAAAGUGAGAAGGUGAAAAUGGAAGCAAUUACAGGAGACAAAGAGACAGAUGAGUACUGUUACUUACAGGAAGACAUCAACACUAGAGAACAGAAUUUAGAGACUGAUGAAGACCUGAUAAGUUUGACCCCUGUUAAGGUAAAUGCUCCCAAAACAUGGAACAAAAAGAGGGUGAUACGGGAGGCGAAGAAGAAGGAGAAGGAGAUACAUCAUUUGGUGGAGGAGAAUCAUUAUGAUGAGCUAGAAGAUGAUUGGUUUCAGGUAGUGGGAGAUGUAGCUGGAGAGGUAGAGAUAGAGGAAGAAAAAGUGAAUGCGGAAAAGGAGGAUAUGUAUGAAGAGGAAGAGGUGGAGGACACAUUAGAGGAAAAGGUAGAGGAAGAAGAAGUGGAAGAGGUAGAGGAAGGAGAAAUGGAAUAUCAAGUGGAAGAAGAAGAUGAUGAUCUCCAGCAGGAGAAGGUGGAGAAUACACAGGUAGUGGAUGAGGUCGAAACGGAGGAAAUAAAAGAGAAGGAAAGUGAGAAGGUGAAAAUGGAAGCAAUUACAGGAGACAAAGAGACAGAUGAGUACUGUUACUUACAGGAAGACAUCAACACUAGAGAACAGAAUUUAGAGACUGAUGAAGACCUGAUAAGUUUGACCCCUGUUGAGGUAAAUGCUCCCAAAACAUGGAACAAAAAGAGGGUGAUACGGGAGGCGAAGAAGAAGGAGAAGGAGAUACAUCAUUUGGUGGAGGAGAAUCAUUAUGAUGAGCUAGAAGAUGAUUGGUUUCAGGUAGUGGGAGAUGUAGCUGGAGAGGUAGAGAUAGAGGAAGAAAAAGUGAAUGCGGAAAAGGAGGAUAUGUAUGAAGAGGAAGAGGUGGAGGACACAUUAGAGGAAAAGGUAGAGGAAGAAGAAGUGGAAGAGGUAGAGGAAGGAGAAAUGGAAUAUCAAGUGGAAGAAGAAGAUGAUGAUCUCCAGCAGGAGAAGGUGGAGAAUACACAGGUAGUGGAUGAGGUCGAAACGGAGGAAAUAAAAGAGAAGGAAAGUGAGAAGGUGAAAAUGGAAGCAAUUACAGGAGACAAAGAGACAGAUGAGUACUGUUACUUACAGGAAGACAUCAACACUAGAGAACAGAAUUUAGAGAUUGAUGAAGACCUGAUAAGUUUGACCCCUGUUAGAAUAUGCCAGGACAAGAACUGUAGCUGUUCCACUUUAUGGUCUUCUAACGAAUUACCCAAUAGUUAUCAACAGUAUUAUUACGAAAACUGGCACAGCAGCGCUUUUCCUGAAAAACAAGUGUUCACUGAUCUGGCAGAGUGCAUGUCUUCGCCCGUACCUACUGAUGGUGAAGACUUUAGGUAUUACACGUAUCUAGAGUCAGAGGACGAAGAGAUGUUAGAAAAGUCAUGGAACGAAUGUUUUGAAACUCAAGAAUCUCAUCUAGGGCAAGAUGCGGUAGAGGCAAACAUGUCUACUGGAUCAGUUACGGAUAAUGAAGGU